Messenger RNA from Amphimedon queenslandica, 1393 nucleotides. Its product is annotated as nucleoredoxin-like. The transcript is spliced from 6 exons. Gene Ontology annotation, cellular component: nucleus. The coding region runs from base 51 to 1295 and encodes 414 amino acids. Gene Ontology annotation, molecular function: thioredoxin-disulfide reductase (NADPH) activity. Gene Ontology annotation, biological process: negative regulation of protein ubiquitination; negative regulation of Wnt signaling pathway. Lineage: Eukaryota; Metazoa; Porifera; Demospongiae; Haplosclerida; Niphatidae. The record is from RefSeq and is a predicted model, not a curated record.
CACAAGCUACAGCUCCUCCCUCUUCCAGCUCCUCCACAAUAAAGCAAAAAAUGGCGAGCUCUCUCUUCUCUGGUGUUGCUGAACUUUCCCGUGGCAAAUCUGAUAAAGUACCAGUGAGUAGUCUUGACGGAGAAGGCAAGGUGGUAGGGCUGUACUUCAGUGCCCACUGGUGUCCACCAUGCCGGGGAUUCACUCCUAGACUCGCUGAAUGGUACACUAAACUAACCAGUGGAGCACUAAAGGAUAAGCUGGAGAUUGUCUUUGUUAGCUCUGAUAGAGAUGAAACAUCUUUUAAUGAGUAUUUCUCAGAGAUGCCUUGGCUUGCACUCCCAUAUGAGAAUAGAGAUAAAAAGACCGAGUUGAGCAAGAAAUUCAAAGUGUCUGGCAUCCCAACCCUUGUCUUUGUUAACGGAGAGGAUGGUAAGACUAUAACACAAGAUGGCCGCUCGGUUGUGACGGACGAUCCAGACGGGAAAGACUUCCCGUGGGCUCCUCCAACGUUAGAGGAAAUCCUGUUGAGUGCAAAGUUCAUCAACAAGGACGAGAAGGAAUUGAAUUGGAGUGACGUGAAAAAGAAAACUGUUGGAUUUUACUUCUCAGCACAUUGGUGUGGGCCUUGUAAGACGUUCACUCCACAGUUGGUCAAGACGUUUGAUAAAUUAAAAUCAGACGGAAAAGAGUUUGAAAUUGUUUUUGUCUCGUCCGAUCGCUCUCAAGAAGAUAUGAAAGGCUACUUUUCAACCAUGCCCUGGCAUGCCGUGAAGUUUAGAGACCCAGCUGGCAAAAAACUGAGCAAACACUUUGAAGUUGAAGGAAUUCCAACUUUAAUCAUAUUUGACUGUGAAACAAAUAAAGUUAUAUCCACUAAUGGAAGGGGUAGAGUUAGUGGCGACCCUGAUGGUCAUGAAUUUCCCUGGCACAGGAAACCAGUCGUGGUAUUGAAAGAAGAGAACACAGGCGAUGUGAAUGACCACCCUCACCUGAUCUGGUUUACUGGUGACACUAGCCCCGAGACAGCAAAGGAAGUAUUGCUCCCUAUAGCUACUGAAUAUAUCAAAAAGAAUGAAGGGUUUUAUUUCAUGUAUACCGACAAAAAGGAAGACGAAGAAGGAAUGCAAGAUUCCCUUGCAAGUUUUAUAAAUCUUCCUGAAAGACGUCCUCUCCUGAUAGUCAUUGAUAUCUCUGGGCAAAGGAAGGCCAUCAUUGAAGAUGCUGAAAUUACUGCAGAGACGGUAAAGGAUACUCUGAAGAAAUACGAAGAUGGAUCUCUGAGCUUUGUUGGUAUAAAAGCUUGAAUAAAAAACUCCUUUUUAUGACUUUUAAGUAUAUAGAUAUAGUAGCAGAGUGUAAAAAUAUAUUUGUAUUUUUAUAAGUGCCGUUUUAUAGUAAAAAA